Oikopleura dioica is the source of this 1008-nucleotide messenger RNA. The record is from the annotation of a GenBank genome assembly. NCBI's taxonomy places the organism in Eukaryota, Metazoa, Chordata, Appendicularia, Copelata, Oikopleuridae.
AUGAAAUUUUCAGGAGCUCUUCUUGGCCUCGCUUCGGCGGCUCUCGGCCCUGCUUCGAUCGAAUUCCAGGUCGCCAACGUCUCCAAUGCCGGCUUCACUGGCCAGCUCAAGGUCUACAUCGGCCGCAGCUGCAAUACCAACGUCACUUCUGGCCGCAUCUGCGACUACAAGUACCAGGGCCAGGUCUCCUACAGCUCCAACAACCAGGGCUACCGAUUCUACCUGCCCGACCAGGUCGAUCCCGACAACGACAUGGUCUUCAUGACUUACAGAAGCUCCAACGAAGCGAUCUUCUCCGCCAUCAGAAUGGACGUGAACCUUUCUACUGGCACUAGAAUCAUCGAUUUGAUGAACUUCGAUGGUGGCAAAGAUAACUACUUCGUCUUUGACUACGAUUCCCGAGCCAAGCCCUGCAACUCCAGCUACCCCCGAGGCUACCAGUGCUUCAUGGACGCCACCUUUGAUCUCUACACCAAGAAGUUCAAGCCCCACUACUCCCUCCUCCGAGGACGAGUCAUCAAGCGAUCUUCUCCUCCUCAGCUUCCCAGCAUCAAGGCCAGCUCUCAGUUGAAGCUUACGACUGGAGGUUCCCUCUACGACGGCUCCGACGAUCCAAUCAUGAUCUACUACGGCAGCAACUGCAACAUCAACAACUGCGUCUACACCAAGGUCGGGCAGUUGACCCCGCCCAACCGAGACACCACUUACUCGAUCUGGUUGCCCGAGUUCGACUACACCAAGGACCAGCUCAUCAUCGACUACCGCAGCGGCGACGACCUGUACAUCAAGGGCUUGACCUUCGACGCGUGCACCUCGACCAGCUGCCGCAACUACAACCUCUUGGCGUUCGGCUCCUCUGUCACCCAGCGAAUCGCCAUGGACUACGAAGGCCCCAACCAUCCCUGCAGCAACUUCUCCUACGGCGACUACAUUUGCCAGUACGACAUGGUCUUUGACUUCAAACUCAUGAAGAAGUUUGCCGAUUCUUCCACCAUCAUGGGUCACUAA